Molecule: messenger RNA, 1146 nt
Organism: Megalops cyprinoides (Indo-Pacific tarpon)
Lineage: Eukaryota; Metazoa; Chordata; Actinopteri; Elopiformes; Megalopidae
Product: cell division cycle-associated protein 7-like
Exons: 9
Coding region: 1-1146 (381 amino acids)
Biological process (GO): regulation of DNA-templated transcription
Cellular component (GO): nucleus
Source: RefSeq, a predicted model, not a curated record
AUGGAAAAGGAGGAUCGUUUGGGAGUGUGCUCCCUUUCUCAAAAGCUCGCUGAUCUUUUCGCAGAAGAUUCAGACAGUGAAAACGAUAAAACCUUUUAUGGGUUUUCAGACAGUGAACUAAGCGAUAUCGAUGAUGUUAAGGCAUUAGACAGUGAUGAAUGCUCCAAACGCACCCCUCCGAAACAACCAGCUCCCCAGCGUUUCACGCUCCGGGUGGCCUUGCGUCCCCGAAGGCAUGCCACCAGUCGGGAGGGGGAGGAAGAGGAGAGGCCUGAGCCAGAAGAUUCUGAGAGGGGCGUGAAACUGGAAGAUGGAGGACAGGCCCUAACUCGCACCCCACCACCUCCGAAGACCAACUGUGAUUCCGACACUGAGGAACCUGAAACGUUUCUGGAGAAGAGAGCCUUGAACAUCAAAGCAAACAAAGCCAUGUUGGCCCAGCUGAUGGCAGAUCUACAAAAGAUGCCUGGAUCAUUACUAAAGGCUCCUGCAGGCGGUCGGCAGAAACAAGCACAUUCUCGUCCUCCCCGAGCCUCCAUGUCUGCUGGCGAGAGUCGUCGAAACCCUGAGCGGUCUUCACGGAGACACACCCGUUCCAUGGGACAGGUUGAGGACCCCCCUGACCCCGAAGAGGACAAAGAUCUGGCGUUGACCCUGGAGCAAGAACUACUGGAGGUGAGAAGGCCCCCCCGCCGUCGUGGCAACCCUCGGCCAAAUCAGGGUAAGCCCCACAUUGUGCGCCCAGUGGAGGAUAUCACCGAGGAGGAGAUUGAGCUGGUAGCAGACAGCAUGGUGGACAAGGUCUACAACAGUGUCACGGGCUCUACAUGCCACCAAUGCCGGCAGAAGACUGUGGACACGAAGACGUGCUGCCGCAAUGAGGGUUGCCGUGGAAUCCAGGGGCAGUUCUGUGGGCCGUGUCUGCGAAACCGAUAUGGGGAGGACGUGCGCAAAGCUCUGCUUGACCCGAACUGGCAGUGCCCCCCAUGCCGUGGGAUCUGUAACUGUAGCUUCUGUCGCCAGCGAGACGGUCGCUGUCCAACAGGCAUCCUUUUUCCCCUGGCACAGUACCACGGUUUCUCCGAUGUGCACUCCUACCUCAUCAGUCUUAAAAACAAACUGAAAACUGGAGAGGAGGAGACAUAA